CGUCACGAACUGGGCGUGUCCUACCACAGGGCACCUCAGCUGGAGCUCAGGUAGCGAGUUUCAGUCGGAAGGGCGUUUUCGUGUUAAACACCUCGCUGUGAACAUUUCAGCUCUUAAGCUCGGAAAACAGACCCAAAUUUCUUCAGUGAAACGUGUUUAUCAUCUUUUCCCACUUGAAAGACGACAGUUUGAAGCGGAAUAUUUCGUCUAGCCGUCAUGUUCUUUGUGUUUGUACUUCUGUGCUGGCAGGCAACAGGCCUCCAUGCCUUUAGUGCCUCCACAACUACGCCCAACAUUAUGGUCAAAGAAAACAGUGGAGCUGAUCUGAAAUGUGAUUAUUCGGCUGAUUUUGGGGCAUCACCUCGAGUGGAAUGGAAAUUUAGGAGUCUAAAGGGUUCACAGUCCUUCAUCUACUUUGAUGGCCAGAUUACAGAUAAGUAUAAGGGACUGAUGACUCAGUACCAAGGUGGUUUGAGGAUUGAAAAAGCCACCAGACAAGACACUGGUGAUUAUUCCUGUGAAGUGUCUGGUAACAUGGGCUACGCAGAAGCUACGAUUAAACUAACAGUGCUCGUUCCUCCUUCUGUGCCGAUCAGCCAAAUCCCCACCUCAGCCACAACAGGCCGGAACGUUCUCCUGACUUGUAACGAUAAGGAUGGUUCUCCUCCAUCCACCUAUAAAUGGUAUAAAGAUGGCACCCCUUUGCCUGAAGACCCCAGCAAGUUCCCCGCAUUUAAGAACUUGACAUACAAAAUGAACAUGCAGAAUGGCAACCUGGAGUUUCCCAGUGUGAGUAAGGCAGACAGUGGAAGUUAUUACUGCGAAGCUUCCAAUGGCCAGGGGACUCAGCGUGGAGCAGCCGUGGUCAUGGAAGUCCGUGAUCUGAACGUAGGAGGUAUUGUGGCCGGAGUUAUUGUAGCGCUGCUUGCUGCUGGGUUGCUUUGCUUUGCCCUGUGGUACGCCAGUAGGAAGGGAUAUCUGCCCAAAAUGUCUGAAAGCAAGCCCAAAUCAGCAGUGUAUACACAGCCUGCGCAGGACUAUGGUAAUGAGGAUGAUGGGGAGUUCAGACAGAAGCAGUCGUUUGUGGUGUAGCCUCGGUUUGCACUGUCGCAGGUGUAAAGGGUUUUUCCUGCUAUAGUCUUUUUCUACAACUCCAGCUCUGGGAUGUCUUGUGUGUCUAUUUAAACUGCGUCUUGUCGUUCUGAACUGUUUGCACUGACUCUACGGUAGCAGCGUGAUUUUAGAACCAUCCACUGAAUCAUCUUUUUGCACCUUACCAGAUGAAAUCAUGGACCAGCAAUAAGAUCAAUAGUUUCCCCCCACCCCAGUGUAGUACAGAAUUAAAAUGAGAAUCCUGGCUUUCAUCCUGAGAAAGGUGAAAAGAAUGAGCUUUUCUUUUUCUUUUUUUUUUUUUUUCUCAUUUAGAUUUGCAGUUUAUUUUGUCUUUAUUUUUAUUUUUGUACAUGAAUGAGCUACUUCUUAACAACAGAACAAACUCAUUUUGACAUGAGAGAAAUGUGCUCGCUUAAAUAUGUAAACCUUUUAAACCUUGUGAAGUCUUUCUUGCUUUGACAUUGUACAGGUAUGUACGUGUGUGUGUGUGUGUGUGUGUGAGAGCGCGUGUGUGAGUGCGUGUUCGCAUUUGAAUAACUACAUUUGUAUAUCUUUUUCCACCUUCAUUUGGCAUACAGUAGCUGGAGUAUUUAAAAUGAGAGGCAAGUUAGUCAACAGCAGUUCUAAUAUUUAUGUGAAGGAAAAAGAUCCAUACUGUUUACUCAUUUGAAAUUUUUAAGUUGAACUUAAAACUUUGGUCUAGUUUUGUUUUUCUCUGUAAAAUAUGUAUAUGCAAUUUAGUCUUCUAACUUUUCUGUGUUUUAUUUGAGCCACCCAAUAAGCUGUUUAACUAAGCUCGUAGCCUGUGUGACCGGAUGUUUGGUGGCCUGGGAGCAUUAUAAUCCAUUACCCUUAAUAUCAAUAUGUACACUAACAUGCACAAAUUUGAUCCAAAGCAAAAAAAAAAAAAAUCCUGUGAAACUUGGUUAUAUUAUAUAGUCAUAUCAUGUGUGUGUGUGUGUUUUUUUUUUUUUUUUUUUUUUU
Molecule: messenger RNA, 2097 nt
Organism: Pangasianodon hypophthalmus (striped catfish)
Lineage: Eukaryota; Metazoa; Chordata; Actinopteri; Siluriformes; Pangasiidae
Gene: f11r.1
Product: F11 receptor, tandem duplicate 1
Exons: 10
Coding region: 217-1092 (291 amino acids)
Biological process (GO): regulation of membrane permeability; establishment of endothelial intestinal barrier; cell adhesion
Cellular component (GO): bicellular tight junction
Source: RefSeq, a predicted model, not a curated record